This is a messenger RNA of Danaus plexippus (monarch butterfly), 2169 nucleotides long. RefSeq lists its product as uncharacterized. Gene Ontology annotation, molecular function: DNA helicase activity. Lineage: Eukaryota; Metazoa; Arthropoda; Insecta; Lepidoptera; Nymphalidae. Bases 1 to 2169 code for a protein of 722 amino acids. The transcript is spliced from 5 exons. The record is from RefSeq and is a predicted model, not a curated record. Gene Ontology annotation, biological process: DNA repair; telomere maintenance.
AUGGCUAAAGAUAGAGUGACUAGCGAUAAUUACAAGGUCGUGAUACACCCAGAUCGUGUACCACGUGGUGAACACGAAAGACGAUUCAAUGCCCCGACCACAAACGAAAUAGCUGCCGUAGUAGUUAGUACUGAACAAACUGCGUCUCGGGACAUUGUUAUUCAGGCGCACGAUGGCCGGCUUACUAGAGUUCCGGACACUCAUAGAUUUUAUGAUGCUCUCGAGUACCCGAUAAUUUUUUGGAAAGGACAAGAGGGCCCGAGAUAUCUUCAUGAGUACACGCAGGAUGCGUUCACAUACGUGCGUAACUACGGGAGGCCUGAUCUGUUUAUUACAAUGACAUGUAAUCCCGCUUGGCCAGAAAUUACUAAAGAGCUCAUUCCAGGUCAAAAUGCAACAGACAGACAUGACUUAACAGCCAGAUAUGAAGUGUUUCAUGUACUCGAUCGAGUGGCAAAAAGAGGUCUGCCUCACGUGCACUUACUGCUGUGGUUGACGGAAAAAUUACGCCCCAACCAAAUUGAUGAAGUCAUAAGUGCGGAGAUACCAAAUCCAGAAAGUGAUCGAAAACUCUACGAUACUGUAACCAAAAAUAUGAUUCACGGUCCCUGUGGUGCACUAAAUCCGUCAUCACCAUGCAUGAAAGAAGGAAAAUGCACCAAAAAGUAUCCAAGGGCGCUUUUGAAAGAUACUCAAACUAACGACAAAGGCUAUCCUUUGUACAGGCGUAGAACACCAGGAGAUGGCGGCCGUACGAUAACUCUAAAAACCCGAGGUGGAACACAGGAAGUAUUGGUUGACAAUAGCUGGAUUGUCCCAUAUUCUCCUCUUCUGUCUAAAAUUUAUAACUGUCACAUAAAUGUAGAGUUCUGCAAUACGGUACAGGCGAUAAAAUAUAUUUGUAAAUAUAUAAACAAAGGCAGCGACCAGGCUAUUUUUAACAUUCGACAGCAAGGGAAUGUUAAUAUUGACCCGAGAGAUGAGGUGCAAACGUAUCGAGCCGGUAGAUAUGUUAGUAGUAACGAAGCAGCGUGGCGGAUCUUGGGUCUGCCUCUGCAUGAAAGACACCCAACCACUCACCUUGCGGUUCAUCUGCCUAAUGGUCAGCGGAUUUACUUCACUGAAAACAAUUUUAGAGAGAGAAUGGCCGCACCACCUAAGACGACACUAACUGCAUUUUUCCUGCUUUGCCAAAAUGACGCAUUUGCAAAAACAUUACUUUAUGUUGACGUACCCCGCUACUAUACAUGGAACGUGUCGUCGAAAGAAUGGAAACGUCGUUUACAAGGCACACCUGUCGACGGCUGGCCAGUUGACGGCCAAGAACUUCAAACUUUUCGACAAGCGUGUGAGAAGUUGGGGUUGUUGGAAGAUGACAACCACUGGGAUGCCACAAUGGAAGAGGCAGUGCUGUGUCGCUCUCCUUCGCAAAUAAGAGAACUAUUUGCAAUAUUGAUAUGCACUUGCGGUUUAUCCAAUCCUCUUCAACUAUGGGAUAAGUAUAAAUCUGCAUUAUCGGAGGAUAUCUUGCAAAGAUUUGAAAGGAUGGAUCAAGUCAACAAUGAUCUAUGUUUCAAUGAAGCACUGAGACAUAUAGAGGACAAAAUAAUAACGAUUUCCGGUAAGAAAUUGUCUGACUUCGGUAUGCCUACACCAGAGCGUCGAGGAGAGUUGUCGACCGAUUUGAUCAAAGAGCUAAGCUACGAUAUUGCUUUAUUAGACGCUCAGGUCAGCGAAACUGAACCACGCCUGCUACCCGAACAAAAAACAUUUAUAACAAAAUUUACAACGACAAAAAUUCGUAAGGACCGUAAAGUUGCAUUAGCGGUGGCUUCCUCUGGGAUCGCUGCAACAUUGCUGAGCGGUGGACGAACGGCACAUUCGGUUUUUAAAUUACCUCUUAAUCUGGCGAGCGAAGAAACCCCAACGUGCAACAUCAGUAAGAGCAGUGCCCGUGGCGCCCUCUUGCAACAAUGUAUGCUGAUCGUGUGGGACGAGUGCACUAUGUCACACAAACGCGCCAUUGAGGCGCUUGAUCGCUGUCUACAAGAUAUUCACAGCAAUCGAAAGUUGAUGGGUGGUGUGGUAGUGUUAUUGGCAGGGGAUUUUAGACAGACUUUACCUAUUAUCGAGAGAGGCACUGCAGCAGAUGAAUUAACGCAUGUCUAA